Pseudonaja textilis is the source of this 7320-nucleotide messenger RNA. Lineage: Eukaryota; Metazoa; Chordata; Lepidosauria; Squamata; Elapidae. The record is from RefSeq and is a predicted model, not a curated record.
CGUCCAGUUGCAAAUCCGGGUACAACAAGCACUCCCGCUCUCCAAAGAAACCGGAAGAUCCCUCAUCCAGCGGCAUUUUGAAAUUCCCCCACCGCAGAAAAUAUUCUCUGCGAGGAAGAGGAAGAGGAGGAGGGGAGGCAAAACGCUUCAAGGGAGCCGCUUGCACCCUAAGCCCCGAUCGCGGGAGAGAAGGAGGGAGGGAAGGAAGCAAGGCGGGCUCGAACAACUUCCUACUCGGCUGCCAGCAUCAAACGCUGAAAACCAACCCUUUAACUGCCGCCAACGUGGAGCUGAAUUUCUGUCCUCUGGAAACGGCAGCGUGGAGGAAGCGAUGAAUGGUCAGAAAGGGGCGGUGGCUGACUCUUUGCCCUCCCCAGGCGGUUGCCGUGCCGGGGUUUCUGCCUGUUAGUUCGCGUCUCGUCCCUGACUUCUUCCCAGCGGCCGCGGGGGUGGAAAAGAAAAGGCUGCGGAGGGCUCCUCGGAGAAGGGAGCGAGGCGUGAGCAGCGCGGUUCCUCCGCUUCCCUCCUCCGGGGCUGUCUUUCUUUCUUUCUUUCUUUCUUUUUGGCGGGCGGGUUAGGAGACUUUCUGCCAUGACUACAUAGAGCGGCGCUGAGUGAGCGCGCAUUCCCGAGCUGCCGCCGCCGCCACCGCCACCAGGCACCAUGAGGGGACAGGCGCAGGUUUUUUUCCUGGUUCUGCUGUGCCUCGGCAAGGUAAAACUCACUGCUGCAUGUGAUUCCGAAUGCAGUUCCUUAAACAACCUAACAGUAACAGACAGAACAAUAUGGAUCCAGUUAAAUAACAACUUUACAAUAACAAAUGUAACUUUUCAAAAUAAAUCAAAGGUGGAUCUUUCCGAGAAUAAUUCACUAUCUAACCUUUAUCCUGGUAUUCAGUAUAUUGUUCAUUUCAAUAAUCCUAAUGAAAGUUGCUGCAAAUAUAUUUUUACAAAGCCAAGUCCCGUUCAUAGUAUUCAUGCUGAAAAUAUCACCAACACAACAUUGAACUUAAGUUGGAAAAAUGAUGAUAAAAAUGCAUCCAGUUACACUUACCAAAUAGUUGUUGAUGGACCUGGUGAUUUUGUUAUUAAAAGUUCUAAUAAAUGGAGUGAGCUAAUCAGUAACUUGCAACCUGGAACGUCAUACAGAUUUAAAAUUUACCCAGAAGUAGAUGGUGGUAAGACUAAAGGAAACCCAAAUGAAACAGUUGUUCAUACCAAACCCAGUCCAGUUUCUGGUAUCCAUGCUAACCAUCUCAAUUCCACAUCAAUAAUUCUGACUUGGAACAAUGAAGAUAUAAAUGCUUCUACCUAUAUUUACAAAAUACUUAAGAAAGAAUCUGAUUUUCAUAGUGAUAUGUUUUCUAAUACUGGAAAUAUAACACUUAGUCAUUUGCAACCUGGAACGUUAUAUAGCUUUGAAAUAGCUGCACAAAUAAAUGGGACCAAUAUUACAGGAGACACACGAAAAAUAAGUCUUCAUACAAAGCCCAGUCCAGUAUAUGAUAUUAAAGCUGAACAUAUCACUAAUACAUCCCUGGAUUUAACAUGGAAAAAUAAUGAUACAAAUUCAUCAAGUUACACUUAUCGAAUACAGAUUGAUGGACCUGAUCAUUCUGAUAAUAAAACUUCUAAUACUAUCUAUGUAUCAAUUAUGUACUUGAAACCUGGAACAUUAUACAAGUUUAAAAUAUAUGCACAACUCAAUGGAUCUACUGAAGGAGAUCCUAAUGGAAUAAAUGUUUAUACAAAGCCCAGCCCAGUUUAUGAUAUUAAAGCUGAAAACAUCACUAAUACAUCCCUGGAUUUAACAUGGAAAAAUAAUGAUACAAAUGCAUCAAAUUACACCUACCGAAUACAUAUUGAUGGACCUUCUUCUUUUAACGUCCUUUCUAAAUUGACAUAUGUGCUAAUUUCUAACUUGGAACCUGGAAGAUUUUAUAAGUUUAAAAUAUUUGCACAAAUCAAUGGCAAUGAAAAUGAAGGAGACCCAAAUGAAACAACAGUUUAUACAAGACCCAGUCCAGUGUAUGAUAUUGAAUUUGUAAAUGUCACCACCACAACUCUGGAGAUAAAGUGGAAAGAUAAUGAUACAAAUGCAUCUAAUUAUACUUAUCAAAUAUACAUUAGUGGAACUAAUUAUUUUGAGAAUAAAACUUCUAACACUCCGUAUAUGCAUGUUGAUGGCUUGGAACCAGGAACAUUAUAUAAGUUUGAAAUAUAUGCAGAAAUUGAUGGCAAUAAGGGAGAUCCAAAGGAUACAAGUGUUUAUACAAAACCCAGUCCAGUUUAUGAUAUUAAAGCUGAAAAGAUCACUAAUACAUCAUUGGAUUUAACAUGGAAAAAUAAUGAUACAAAUGCAUCAAAUUACACCUACCGAAUACAUAUUGAUGGACCUUCUUCUUUUAACGACUUUUCUAAAUUGACAUAUGUGCCAAUUUCUAACUUGGAACCUGGAAGAUUUUAUAAGUUUAAAAUAUUUGCACAAAUUAAUGGCAGUGAAACUGAAGGAGACCCAAAUGAAACAACAGUUUAUACAAGACCUAGCCCAGUCUUCAACAUCAUAGUUGAAGAUGUCAGUACAACCAUGGUCAACAUAUUAUGGGAAAGUCCUGAUGCAGCUCGUUCUACAUACUCUUAUAGGAUACUCAUCAAUGGAUCAUCUGAUACAAUAUCCCCAACUACUAGCAGUGAAAUUUCAGACCUAAAUCCUGGUACUAAUUAUCAAUUCAGCAUAUAUUCCAUAGCAGCAGAUAACAAGACUGAAGGGACACCCAAGGACAGAAUUCAUUGUACAGAUCCAGCAUCAGUGGAUAGAUUUGAUUGCAAUCUGGUAGAAAAAAAGCCACAAUUAAGUCUAGACUGGAGUAUUCCAAAUGGAAGUUAUGAAGGCUUCAGAAUUGAGAUCCUAAACAAUCAGAACAAGAUUUUGGAGAGAGAAAAUCAAACCAUUGUGACAGACCUGGAUUACUUUACCACUUACACCAUUACAAUUGUCACUCUUUCAUGUAAGAAAACAAGUAUUCCUCGGGAAAAAAAAUGCCGCACAAGUAUCACAGAUCCCCCACCUUUGACCGUGUCCCCUGUUGUCAAGGCAACCAGCCACAACUCUUUCAGUGUUCAGUUCAACAGUUUUAAUUCAAGUCAUGGACCUAUAAAAGCAUAUGCAGUAAUUAUUACCACCUCAGAAGGUACAGUCUCAAAUGAGGUUUUAAAGUACACAUAUAAUGAUUUCUGGAAUAAGGAAACAAGUACUUAUGUUGCAUAUAUAAAAACUGAAGAAAAACGUUCAUCUUCUACAAAAAAUCAGGAUUAUGUUGUUGAAAUAGGAGAUGAAUCUACAACAUAUGGUUAUUUUAAUGGAAAAUUAGAUCCUCUUGGGUCAUACAGGGCAUGUGUUGCAGCUUUCACUAGAAUUACAUUUGUGAAUGAGACCAUUGUCAACGCAGAGAAGAGUUAUGUCUCAUUUUCUCAUCUUUCACCGUUGGUUGGUUUACCUCAGAAUCCAGCUGUCAUCACAGGAGGUGUUGUCGGAAGCAUUUUGGUUCUAUUAGUUAUUGUUGCAAUUGUUGGAUUCAUCUUCUGGAAAAAGAAAAGGAAAGGUAGAAAUAAUGAAGUGCCAUUUAGUCAAAUUGAACCUAAAAAAUCAAAAUUACUUAAAGUUGAAAAUUAUGAAUCUUAUUUUAAGAAACAAAAAGCUGACUCAAACUGUGGGUUUGCUGAAGAGUAUGAGGAUCUCAGGCCAGUUGGUGCUAAUCAGCCUAAAUUUGCUGCUGACUUGUCAGAUAACAAAGGAAAAAAUAGAUACAACAAUGUUUUGCCUUAUGAUAUUUCGCGUGUUAAACUUUCAAUCCAAAAUCACCCAACUGAUGAUUACAUUAAUGCAAAUUAUAUGCCUGGAUAUAACUCCAAGAAAGAAUUUAUUGCAGCACAAGGUCCUUUGCCUAACACUGUGCAAGAUUUCUGGCGCAUGAUCUGGGAGAAGAAAAUUUACACCGUUGUUAUGUUGACUAAAUGUGUUGAACAAGGCCGGACAAAAUGUGAAGAGUAUUGGCCAAACAAGCAAUCCAAGAAUUAUGGAGACUUAAUGGUGGCCAUGACUUCAGAAAUUUUCUUACCCGAGUGGACAAUAAGAGAUUUCUCCAUACAGCAAAGUGAUUCACCGGAAAGUCAUCCUGUGCGUCAGUUUCACUUCACUGCCUGGCCUGAUCAUGGGGUUCCAGAAACCACAGACCUCCUCAUCAGCUUCAGGCACUUGGUGCACGAAUUCAUGAAGCAGAAGCCACAAUCUUCUCCAACCUUAGUUCAUUGCAGCGCUGGUGUUGGGAGGACAGGAACUUUCAUUGCAAUUGACCGUUUGAUACAACAGAUGGAGAUGGAGAACACGGUUGAUGUGUACGGCACUGUAUACGACCUACGAAUGCAUCGAUCUUUAAUGGUACAAACAGAGGACCAAUAUGUCUUCCUAAACCACUGUGUUAUGGAUAUUAUUAAAUCUAAGAAAGAGAAGAAAAUGGAUCUCAUCUAUCAGAACACAGAUGCCAUGGCAAUCUAUGAGAAUUUCACACCAUCAUCACCAUACAUUGGGAGGGCAAAUGGCUACCAUGUAUAACUAGGAAGGCAUGAUCUGCUUCCCAUUUGGACCUUUUGCAGAGGACAGAAAGAAUAUGCACUGCUUUUGUAUGACUUUAUAUAUACACAAAGACUUCAGCACCUGUUUUGAAGAUGCACGUGUUAAAUUGUCAGAGGAAACUGUGGAUUCAAUAUAGUGUUAAAAGAAAAAAAAAUCUAUACUGUAUUUUGCAGAGAAUUUUUGCAUUGAGGAUUGAUAAAACAAAAUAUUAUUGGUGAAAUUAAUGUUGGCUGAAUAAUAAGAAUGAAAAAUACAGACACUUUUAAAUUAUUUUUUUAACAUGUUCAUGUUCAGACUUCCUAGGAUACUGAUUCUAUUGUUCGUGUUCCAGAAAUGUUAAUGAUAUAUUGGUCACUUUAACAUUUAAAUUCCAAAGUGACUUCUCAAAUUCAUUUUAUUUAAAAUGGGAACACAUAAACCUUUUAUAAAUAGGAUAUUUUAUUAUGUAAUUGUGCCUUUCUAUUUUGCUAAAGACAAAAUAAUCAGAGAUCUAUAUUUUUGUAUUGAAAUUCUCAGAUGAUGUCUAACAUUUGAAUAUGAUUAUUUUCCAUUUUUAAAAUCUGGAAUACCUAUGCUUAUUCUUUCCUUCUGGAAGUAGCAACCAUUCAUUUUAUGAUACUUUAUUCUGUGGAAGGUUUGUUGCAGAAUUCAUUUGCUUGAUCUUGUGAGCACAAUAACUAUCGUAUCAUAUUUUAACUUUAUAAGAAGGACAAGGUUUUCAUAUAGGGGUAAAUUAAAAUUUAUCCAAUUUUAUUUUCAUGCAUUGAAAAUAUUUCCCACUUGUCUAAAAAAAAUGGUGAAAGUACUCUUUCCAUGCCCUUUGAAGAUCCUGAUUAUUCUGUUUCUGAGCACCAUUUUCUUCUUUGACCUCAGUCUUAUGUGUCCUUAUUACCUUUUCACUUGAAUAUGUAUAAUGAUUAGAAAUUUCAUCUAUUGUCAUAAUUUGUAUGCUUAGCAAUACUUGUGAAUAGCUGAUCACAUUUGACAAUAGUAUGGACACCACAAAAGAAAAUGGUAUUGAGAAAUGGCAGUUGUUUGUGAAACAAAAGGAAGUCAAGCUUUUACUUUGUGAAAAUAUGCUAAUUUCUAAGUAAAAAAAUAAGGGAUGUCCAAGUAGCCAUUGAUACUUAUGACCUCAGGUUUAAUUGUUAGGGGUAUGCAACUAAUAAUGCAAAGAUGGAAAAGGUGUGUGAGUGGAUUGGCAACUUUAAUUUCUAAUCAAUGUAAUAAGUUUUAUCAAGUUUUUUCAAUUCAUAGUUCUUCAGGGUAAAAGUUUUAAGUAAUAUCUCCAGUAAUCAGUGCUUUAAUGGCCACAGUUGAACCAGAACUUCUUUUGCUAAGUGAUGCAGUAUUGAAUUUUGCCUGAUUUUGUGACAUUUUGGCCUCAGUUGUUAAAUGGAUUGCCAUAGCUGUUAAGCAAAUCCCGGUUCUCCUAUUGGUUUUGCUUAUUAGAAGUCCCUGGGAAGUUUUCAAAUUGCAAUUGGCUAAGCCUAUAUCCAUUAUAAAUACAUAUUAGUUGCCAAGUGCCCAAAUUUUAAUCAUGACCAUAGGGGCAUUGCAGUGGUCAUAAGUGCAAGGACAGUCACUUUUUUUCAGUGCUCUCGUCAUUUUGCAUGGUCCUUAAACUACAAAUGGUUACAAAUUUAUGCCCGGUUGCUUAGUGACUAUUCACAGUUACCAUAGACUUUCCAAAAGGAAGGCAGAAAAGAUCAAGGCCACAAAUAAAGUUGCAGGUAAACUGAUUACUAAUCACCUAUAUGCAUUGGAAGCUACUCAACUAAUGGUUAACACUCUCUUGGUGUUAGGUAGAGGGAAAGGAAAUUCAAGAGGGGCUGUAUUUAGUUCAUUUGUGGCUAUGUAGAGACCCUUUUGACUCUGCCUCCAGGUUUUUUCACUCCUUCCCCUACACACAUUGGGUAAAAUGGAUUUUCUUAACGAUCAUGGCAUUCACUUAACUGCUGCCAAAAAGUUAUAAAAUUAUGUCCAAUCAAGUGAUGACCUGCUUAAUGACUGCAACAACUUAGGGCUGUAAUUUUUGGCUCAAUUAUGGUCAUAAGUCGAGGAUUACUGUAGUACUUUUCCAUGCAGAAGCAGGAAUAUCAAAGGUGGAGCUUAUGGGACCUGAGAAUAUCGGUACGGCUUCCUGCCUUACCAUGAUCACUCAAGUGUCUCAAUCAUAGCGUGUUAUUCAGAUCUUCCAAAAGAUUUUUAACAAGCAUUUUUUUUUCUAUUUUAAAAAGUAGUCUUUCAAUAUGCCUAGCACAACUCCUCUUUUACCUACUUGUCUUAAAUUUGAGAAGCUUCCAUUGUUUAUCACGGCGGGGGGGGGGGUAGUCUACAUUCAGAUUUUACAUCUGGCUCCCAUCUCUUCACCAUUACACGGCUUACGUUCAGUAAAAAAUGGCCAAUUUUCAGCAUCCCUUGCUGAAACGAGUGGGAGUAUAAGCAGGAAGUCUCUGGGAGGAGAUAGCCAGCCUUCUCCCAUUUCAUCUGCUGACACGUUUGCAAAUGAUCUGAAAUUUGCUCUCAGGUUUCAUUUUGGAUGAUUUAGAGGAGAAUUUGAAAAGUUUCCAAUUAGAGGAAAAGUAUUGUUCGCUCCUCAGAGGCUUCUACACUUCUCAAAGAGGCCAAAUUUGAGUUGCAUCUUUCCCUUGCUGCACCUAGGCAAAAAAAAAACAAAAAAACACC